UUGUAAACUUUCUGCCAGGCUGAGUAAAUACUAGACCGGGUGGGUGUGUCUAUGCAAAUUGAGGUCAGCCCCUGAAGUCUCUUUGCACCACUUGCCACAGUUCACCACCAGAUGUCAGGGUAGAGUUUACACCAUUUUAAAACUACAUUGUUAGGUCAGUUCAGGUUUGCAACAAAAUAUACUGGCCUCUUAAGUCUAGAGAGGGACUAGUGAACCCUGUGCAGGAAUACUGGUAUGAACAAAGGGUCAAGAAAUGGCCAAAGUCAGAGAUGAGGAAGCAUUCCAAGGCAUUAGUAGUGGGUGGAGAAAAAAACCCGCAGGAGACUGUCCCAAUAAGGGUCUGUAAUGAAGGAGACUGGAUAAGCUUCCUUUUUCUGCUAGCCAGUGAGGAGGAGCGCUUUGAAGGAAGGCAAUAUAUUUGCCGUCUUCUCUCUCAGAAUAGGGAAGAUCCAGAGAUAAUCGCCUUUGAUGAGCUAAGGACAGACUUCAAGAGCCCAAUAGACCAGUGCAAUCCAGUUCAUGCACGAGAGAGACUAAGAAACAUUGAGCGCAUCUGCUUUCUUCUGAGAAAGCUAGUGCUGCCUGAGUAUUCUAUCCAUAGCCUUUUCUGCAUCAUGUUCUUGUGUGCUCAGCAAUGGCUAACCCUGGGGCUGAAUGUUCCUCUGGUUUUCUAUCACUUUUGGAGGUAUUUCCAUUGCCCAGCAGAUAGUUCAGAGCUCGCAUAUGAUCCACCUGCAGUCAUGAAUGCGGACACCCUCAGUUACUGUCAGAAAGAAGCAUGGUGUAAACUAGCUUUUUAUCUCCUUUCCUUCUUCUACUAUCUUUAUUGCAUGAUCUACACUUUAGUGAGCUCUUAACUCAAAAAUCAUCAUUAAAGACUGGGAACAACAAAGGAUGGUGAGCAGUGACAAGUCAGCCUACAGUGAUGCUUGAUGAAAAGAAUAGAAAGGAGAAGAAAGCUUUGAACCCAAGCACUAAUACAGUGUAUGAAAGAGAUACAGUCAGAAUAAUGACCAACUGUGGAUCUGGAGUACCAUGGAGACUAGGCUGAGUAAACAAUGUUUAUCUUCUGUUUCUCUGUAUACCUUGAUCUAUGGCUUUAAACAGGCAAAAAAAUUAUCACACAUGGAGGCAAAGUCAAAGAACUAUGAUGGGAGAUGCUGCUUAGUGAAUCUGGUUCAUCGCAAACUGCUAGUUCACAAGGAACAAAGUGUCUCGACUGUUUUGUACUGAAGCAGUGAAGGGGGAGAAUCAUCAUCCUCAGAAUGGUGGCUAAGGAUGCUGCUCAGACACAUGUUAAAUAUACCGCUUUCUGAGCAUGAACUUUGGUCAGAAUCAAGGUGGGAUUGAUGUCCGUUAUCCAUGGGUGUUCAUGUGACUCUAAGGAAAAAGACUUAUUGUAUCUGCCAAUUAAGUGAUUUUAAUACUUUUUUCCACCUGUGACAAAGAAAUUAAUAACUUGCACCAGCAGUGCAAUCAUUUCAAAAAUCCUGUGCCUGUGGUUGAAUAGCCAGUGGUAUAUAUUUUUAUAGUCCUUCUGUGAUGCUACAGUUUAUGGUACAGUUUUAUCUAAAAAUGCAUUAAGUUAUGACCUAAUUCUGUCAACCAUUCAUUAGCAUAGUAUUCCUCUUACUGGGGAAAAAUUGUUGAAAAUUACAAUAUUAUGGAAUGGUGUAACAUGAAUAUUCUACACACCAGAAUGUUGUAUGCAAAAUAUUGUACCUGUAAAAGACCAGGUUAUUUUAGUCUGUAAUUUUGUCAUGCUAUUUCAUGUGUGUUGUCCAGUUUAAUCUGAAAUUAAUGGGCUAUUUAAUGCUUGGUUUCCCACAUAUUGGACAAGUGUUGUGAAAAAUUGUCAAUACUUUUAAAAAUUAUUUAAUGCAAAGAUUUUUUACUUAAUCUUAGAAUACAGGUUGAUAUAGAUGGACUGUGUAUGCUUAUGAAUAACUAAAUAUAUGUGUGCGUGCACACAAUCCACCUAUAUAUGUUGAAUAUAAUAUAAAGGUUACUUUACAACCUAUGAGUAAGGUGCUGGGCUUUUGGAAAGUGUUUUAUACACUGACUACUGUAUUAAAAAACAAAAAGUAAUGUAAACAGUAAUUUAAUUUCUCAUCUCAUUGAGAAGUCCAGUCUUGUACUUCUUAAAUGCAAACUGCAAUAUAAUACAGAUAUAUUCUAACUGCACAAUUCCAAAGAGUAUGUUGCAAUAAAGAAAAUUAAUUGGCACAAAUAGUAUUUGGCCAAAUCCUGUUGGCUUUACUCACACCUAACCCUUACUCUCACAAGGAGUCCCCUUAACUUUAGCAGGGUUGCAGGAUAGGCCAUUUGUCUUUACUCAAGGUGCAAAACUUUCACUGAAGUCAAAGGGUGAAUUGUUUGACUAUGGGACCAGGGUCUGUCCUUCACUAAAUUUGCUUUGAACUGUUCCAGAAAUGCAAAGCAUACUUAAAGCUGGCUUAAGUAGCUAGCUGAGGUUUUCCUUAAUAGCAGGGGAAAUUGAGUGGCAUAGGACUGGUUACAUCAGCCUUGCGCCACCCUGCUUGUAGCAUAAGCAUAAGAGUUUUAAGGUGGAAGGUGUGAGGUCAGUGGGAUUUGAGGAAAGAUCCCUCAGGCUCACAGCAUCUUUAGGAUCAGCCUCCAAAGAAGCAAGAACCACAUGGCAGCAAACCAUCCCCAUUUAUUAACUAGUGAUGCUGAAAUAGUGGCAGGUGAUAUUCUUACCUCUUCAAAUGUAUACUAGAUCUUCGUGAUUUUCUUGUCAGGGUGAUUUUGAACCCAUAGAGUUUAUCAAAUGAUACAGUAAGUAGAAGAGAUUGUUUUGUUUUUAAAGUAAAAUAACUUUGUUUUAUGUCUUGUUACUGUAAACAGUCCAGAAACUUAAUCUGAAUUCCUUUGUAUUGUGACUGGGUGACCUAACAUCAGAACCAAUGUAACCAGAGCUGGGGGCUGUCUCAUAAAGG
Molecule: messenger RNA, 2960 nt
Organism: Pelodiscus sinensis (Chinese soft-shelled turtle)
Lineage: Eukaryota; Metazoa; Chordata; Testudines; Trionychidae
Source: RefSeq, a predicted model, not a curated record